Molecule: messenger RNA, 2718 nt
Organism: Entrophospora sp. SA101
Lineage: Eukaryota; Fungi; Glomeromycota; Glomeromycetes; Entrophosporales; Entrophosporaceae
Source: the annotation of a GenBank genome assembly
AUGAGCGGUGGUUCCAAUCUUGACCUCCUAGAUAAAGCUGGGAAAUAUAAUAUUGACGAUUUAUCCUCAGAAGAAUUUUCAAAUUCCUUUCCUGUUAAUACAACACCUGCAUCCAAACAUGCUCUUGAUGGUUCUAACUCAGGGGAACAAGAAGAAACUGUUAUUCAAGAAAAUAUUUUGCAUUCAAUUGCCAAAACCACUAAUACAUUCAGAAAUGUUGAAUUUCUUGCAUAUUAUAAGAAACUCAAGAAAAUAUGGAGAACCUGUGAAACAGAAUUGAAAUUACUACAUGAUAGGCUUUCUUCAGAAAGUGAGGAUAAAUAUUUAAGUAAAAAGUCGCUUCAAUAUUUAUCAUUGUUUGAUCAGAAUAGCGAAGCUUAUUCAGAUAGUGAAGAGGUCAAAGAUGAAAUUAUUUCAGAGAUGAAAAAAGAAGUCUGCAAUUUGGAUGGGCUAAUAGCAAAAUUUCAAUAUCUAUCUCAUGCUCUUCCUAUCUCACUAAAACAAUAUAAUGAAUUAUUAUAUCCAGAAAUUUAUAUCAUUAAAAGUAUAGCAAGCCAUCUAAGCACAAUUACAAAGAUGGAAAGAAUUACUGAUAACACUAUGGAAAGAUCAUGGACAGCCAUUAAUGGUUGUAAUAAGUCAGUAGAAGAGAUUACCGAAAUGAGUAAACCAAUGUUAAUACUGAUUGUUAGAGGACCUUCUGAAAAAUCUUCUUAUCAACCAAUUUGGACAUUUGUUGGUGCUGGUAUUAAACCUUUUUCGGAUUCUGUUAAACCUACUGAAGCGGUAAUUCCAAAAAAAGCAGCAUGGAUUCAAAAAAAAGCCCAAAAAGUAGACCCUGAUAAUAAUUGUGUUUAUUUAGAAGAUGGUCAACAAUUAAAGUAUGAUUUUUUGGUAGUAGCACCAGGUAUUAAAAUCAACUGGGAUAAAAUUAAAGGAUUACCAGAGACGAUUGGUAAAAAUGGUGUUACAAGCAAUUAUUUAGAUACCACUGUUGAAAACACCUGGGAAUUACUUAAAAAAUUUCGAGGCGGAAAUGCUAUUUUCACAAUGCCAACUACACCCAUCAAGUGCCCAGGUGCAGCAAUAAAAAUAGCAUAUCUUGCUGAAGAUCAUUUUACAAAAAAGCAUAUAAGAGAAAAAACUAAUGUGAUUUACAAUACCGGGAUGGGGAAAAUAUUCAGUAUUGAGAAAUAUGCGAAUUCUCUUAACAGAGUUGCUAAAGAACGUAAUAUAAAAGUAAACACCUCGACUAAUUUGAUAGAAGUUCGUGGUGACAAAAAAGAAGCUGUAUUUAAAAAUGUUGGCACCGGUGAAGAGAACACCAUCCAAUACGAUUUGUUACACGUAGUUCCACCUAUGGGCCCGCCAUCAUUUAUCGCUGAAUCAAAACUUGGUAAUGCUGGUGGUUGGGUGGAUGUGGAUCAGUAUACUUUACAACAUGUAAAAUAUCCAAACAUUUUCUCACUUGGCGAUGCAUCAUCUGCUCCCACUUCAAAAACUGCUGCUGCUAUUGCUGCUCAAUCAGCUGUAGUCAAAAAAAAUCUGUUAGACCUGAUUGCUGGCAAAUUUAAUACUGGCGAAGCUUCUAGAUACGAUGGUUAUGCUAGUUGUCCAUUAUUAGUCGGCAGAGAUAAGUUGAUAUUAGCAGAAUUUAGUGGAUACACUGCAACUCCUAUGGAAACUUUUCCUUUUGAUCAAGGCAAGGAAAGAUUUUCAACAUAUUGGGUUACUAAAGAGAUCCUGCCUGAAAUUUAUUGGAAAGGUCUUUUGAAGGGAACAUGGACAGAUUUUUCUGAUAAUGAAAUACUUUUAGAUAACGACCCACCAAAAUCAGCUCUUGAUAUUUUUCCUGUUGAGAUAUGGAGUCAAAUAAUAUUUUACGCUUGUGAAAUUCCAACUCUAACUUCGCUAAUGCUUGCUUGUGCGCCGUUAAGGAAAUUGUCAAGAGAACCCUUGGCAAGGAAAAUGGUUGAGACGUCACCAUUGGAUAAGCUUUAUUCAUUAACCAAAAAAAAUCAUCAAGAUUUGAAUGAUUUAUACGAAAUAGUGUUUAAAAUGCAUAAAUAUAUCGACAAAGUGGUCAUUGAUGAGAAUGUAAUGCCGCAAAAAUGGACUGACGACGUUUUUGAAUGGGAUGGUUAUGACGAAAAUUUGGAUGAGUGGGUAAAUCAAGAAAGAUUUCGAAAAGAAGUUGGUCGUAAAGGUAAAGCGAGAACAAAAGCUCAUAUCGAAUGGGAAAUUCGUGUGGAAAAUGAUACAAAAUGCAUUAAAAAAGAAUUAGCAAAGUGUUGGGCUAUAUCUGGUAAAAUGUUUCCAUUUAGUAAAAAAAUCAACAAAAAUGGCAAUAACGAUGCUUGGAAAUUUAGUCAUGAAGUUAGAAAUCAAAGUAAACCACAUAGACCUAAUAUAGGUAAAGGAGAAGAAGAAUUUAAUCAUAAAAUAUUAACAUCGCACGUCAAGCCAAGUCAUUUUAAUUCUGGAAGAGAUUUUGAAGGUUUAACAAAUGAUCUUAUAAUAACGGCAAUGAUUAAGGCUUUAAAAAAAUUUUAUCACAGUGAAGAAAAAGUAUUGAAAUUUCCCAAGGAAUUAAAUGGUUAUCAAAGAAAGCAAUUACAUCGUCAAGCUGAUUUACUCGACUUGAAAAGUAUGAGUUUUGGUGAAGGCGACGGAAGAUUUUUGGUAGUUAUGCGAUAUGACGUUGAAAUAUUUCAUUAA